GAAGGCAUUAGAACUGGAUCUAUGUCUUUGCUGAAGAAGACACCAUAUUUGUUGAAGUUGAUAAGUUGACUAGAGGUUUCUCCAAAAAUAUUAAGGAUAUCCUUAAGAUUUUGGGCUUCAGUAGUCGACCGUCUAACACUUCAUUUUCCAUGUUUUGUUAAAAAAAAUGCUUACGACGGGAGUGGAUCCCAGGACCCGAUCUCAAUGAUACUGAUCAACAAUACAGAGUAAAAAAGUCGAUAUCAAAGAGAUGAGAGGAGGAGGACGAAAGGGGGUAAUUGUGAAAAAGGGGAUACAACUUGUUGAAGCAGCAGCAGCAGCAGCAUGCCUCACCCCAUUUUGAAUCCCUUCAUUGCAUGCAUCAAUGGAGGAAAAAAGAGAGCAAUUUCGGGAAAAAAAUCAUGCAAUCUAAAAAUUGAUCAAGGAGAAGAGGAGAAGGAGCAGCAGAAUGUCAUGGAAAGAGGAUCGAGUAGUUAUCUUCCCGAGGAAUUGAUGAUUGAAAGUAUUUUGACGAGGUUACCAGCCCGGACUCUAGCAGUUAGCUGUUGCGUCAGUAAGUUAUGGGGCGACUCACUUGUCCUCUCUUAUUUACGACCUACUGGGGGAUACAUCUAUGUGUGUCAUGGUUUUGGUUUUGAUUCAUUAUCACAAGUAUACAAGGUUGUCGCUGUUUUCGCUUCAAAAGCCAGCCACAAAUUUCUUUGCAUGGUCGUUACACUGGUAACUAUGUCAUGGAGAAAGAUAACUACUACUACUUUUGGUAUGGCACCGCCACCGGGUUCUUCUCCUUUUCCUAGUCGAAUGCUUACCAGAGUUUCGAGAACGUUAUGUAGACAAGCCACCUUUUGCGGGGGUGAUCUCUUUUGGAGGACGAAGAAUAAAGUUGUUAAUAAUGAUGACAAGAUUGAAAUGUUGCUCUCCUUCGACCUCCACAAUGAGAAGAUUCGCUUCAUUCGACUCCCGGCUGAAUGUACUCCGAUAACAGCGCCACAUGAGCGUCAGGAUUUAGUUGUUGAUCAUCUUCUGGAGUUUAAAGGAUACCCUUGUAUUGCACGUUCUGAGAGGAGGUCCAACAGUAUUUAUCAUUGUGGCCAUUGUUGUAAUUAUCAGACCGGGUUUUGUUGUUGUUGUUACAAGAUCCAUAUGUAUAUAUUGAAGGACAAGGACAAGCAAGUAUGGACCAGGGAGGAAACUUUUGAUGUUCAGAAUAUGGAUCAGGAAGGUUUGCUACCACCUCCUCUCUGUCGGUACUUUGACACUUCUGAUGCCAUGCCUCCUACACGUAUAUCGACUUGCUCUGAUCAGGUGUUCUUGUAUUGGUUUAAUGGGGAACGUCUUAUAUUCUGCAAUUUGCAAGAGAAACAUCUCAAGGUGGUGGAAUGCUCCCGCUCCUAUCCUAGUAUUUUUCGGUCUAAGAUGAACGAAGACCUAGAGCGUUGCAUUGGUGGUGAUGAUGAUAAUAUUUAUUGCCCGUCCAUGGAUUAUCAGCUGCAUGCUAAAGUGGAAAACAUAAUUUCUCUAAAUACCUUCAUUCCUAAAGACUCUAAAAUUAGUGAAGUUGAUUGUGUUGAUGAGCUGAAGCACCUUGUCGAUAACAACCUAGCUACAGGAUGGCUGAUAUCGGGAAGAAAUAAACACACUUAUUAUGUUUUCUUUUAGUUUUGUUCAGUUUUUAAUUCAGACUUCAAAUUUUUAUUUGAGUGUUGUUUAUCUGUUUAUUUAUUUAAUGAAGAUCUAUGCUCAGUGGCUUGUUUUGUAGUUU
Molecule: messenger RNA, 1762 nt
Organism: Papaver somniferum (opium poppy)
Lineage: Eukaryota; Viridiplantae; Streptophyta; Magnoliopsida; Ranunculales; Papaveraceae
Exons: 2
Coding region: 325-1659 (444 amino acids)
Molecular function (GO): protein binding
Source: RefSeq, a predicted model, not a curated record